This is a messenger RNA of Danio aesculapii, 2837 nucleotides long. RefSeq names its product MAGUK p55 scaffold protein 3a (gene mpp3a). Bases 145 to 1986 code for a protein of 613 amino acids. Lineage: Eukaryota; Metazoa; Chordata; Actinopteri; Cypriniformes; Danionidae. Gene Ontology annotation, molecular function: protein binding. The record is from RefSeq and is a predicted model, not a curated record. Gene Ontology annotation, cellular component: cell-cell junction; plasma membrane. The transcript has 20 exons.
GCGACAGACGGCAGGGGCGGCAGCCGGAGGAAGAGUCACUCACCGCGGAAGGAUCAGUCAGGCAACCGUCUGGAAGCGACAAAUCAGUAUACACUGGAAGAAAGAGAGAGAAGACAGAGACAGAGGUCAACCCCUUCCUGAUCAAUGAAAGAAGCCAUGCCAGUCCUCUCUGCAGGAGGAGGGUUGCACGAGACGCUUGCCUUGCUGACCUCACAGCUGCGUCCAGAUGCCAAUCACAAAGAGGACAUGGUCUUCCUCAAGGACGUCUUCAGUGAGAGGAGUCUCAGCUGCCUAAUGAAGAUUCAUGAGAAGUUGCGUCAGUAUGAGAAGCAGAGCCCCACCCCAGUUCUCCACAGUGCCUCCACGCUGGCAGAGGAUGUUGCAGAGGAGUUGCAAAGUGGACCAAUGAGUGUUGAGGAAAAAGAGCUGCUACAUUUGUUGACAUCUCCUCAUCUCAAGGCGGUUUUGUCAGUUCAUGACACAGUGGCACAGAAAAACUUUGACCCUGUGUUGCCUCCUCUGCCUGAUGACUUUGAUGAUGAACUAGACGAGGAGUCCGUCAAGAUCGUCCGCCUCGUCAAAAACAAAGAGCCACUGGGUGCCACUAUUCGGCGCGACGAGUCCACAGGGGCCGUGAUUGUGGCUCGUAUCAUGAAGGGAGGAGCUGCAGACCGAAGUGGCCUGGUGCAUGUCGGGGAUGAACUGAGAGAGGUCAACGGAAGCUCUGUGAUGCACAAGAGGCCAGAUGAGAUCAGUCAGCUACUGUCUCAAUCACAAGGUUCCAUCACACUGAAGAUUAUCCCAGCAAUAAAAGAAGAGGACAAGCUGCAAGAGAACAAGGUCUACGUGAGGGCACUGUUUGAUUACACUCCACUGGAGGACAAAGCCACACCGUGUCAGGAGGCAGGACUUCCCUUUAAACGUGGUGACGUCCUGCAGGUGGUCAGUCAGGAUGAUCAGACAUGGUGGCAGGCCAAGAGAAUUGGUGACUGCAACCUUCGUGCAGGACUUGUCCCGUCCAAGCAGUUUCAGGAAAGGCGUUUGGCCUACAGAAUAAAAAUGGGCACUCUUCAAAACUCCAAAUCUCCCAAAAAAGCUGUCUAUGACCAGGGGUGUGAUAAAGAAGACUGUGACUGUGAGGGCUAUUUCAAUGGACAGUACAUAGUCUCUUCGAAGUGUAAUGCAGUGGCUCCCUCCUGUGGCCAAGUGUUUUCCUGGGAUUUUUACUCAGCUGGUUUAAGGAGAAGUUUCCGUCUUAGUCGAAAGGACCGUCGCGGAUCUUCAGGAGAGGCCAAUGUUUCUGACCAGAAUGACACAGACUUCCUGACCUAUGAAGAAGUGACACGUUAUCAGCAGCGGUCCAAUGAAAGACCUCGAUUAGUAGUUCUCAUCGGUUCUCUGGGAGCACGAAUCAACGAAUUGAAGCAGAAAGUGAUAGCAGAAAAUCCCCAUCGUUAUGCUGUGGCCGUACCCCACACCACACGACCAAAAAAGAGCCAUGAGAAGGAGGGAGUGGAGUACCACUUUGUGACUAAGCAGGCCUUUGAUGCAGAUGCACAGAAUAACAAAUUUAUAGAAUAUGGAGAGUAUAAGGAGAAUCUGUAUGGGACCAGUAUAGAAGCCAUCCGCUCGGUUCAAGCCAAAAACAAAAUGUGUCUGGUAGAUGUACAGCCGGAGGCUCUGAAAGCCCUGCGAACAGCUGAAUUUAAGCCUUAUGUGAUUUUUGUGAAACCGAGAAUCCCAGAGAGCCGCAGACGCCGCAGUGCCGCCACAUCGCCAGGAGGAGGAGAACACGGCAGAAUCACAGAGGAGGACCUGCAGGAAAUGCGUCUCUCAGCGCAGCAGAUCGAUCAACAGUAUGGUCACCUCGUGGAUCGGGUCCUGAUCAAGGAGGACACUGCCAGUGCCUGCACAGAACUACGUAGCAUCCUGGAGAGGUUGGAAAGGGAGACUUUUUGGGUUCCUAUUAGCUGGGUCAGACCCUAAGAUCAACCACUUCAGCUUCAUUUCAGACUUUUGAUCAACACUUCCACUGAAAGCUUCUUUUCUUCCAUGAAGUGCAGCCGAAAUGCACUCAUUCUCCUGGGACAGGCUCCUCAGAGCUCUGCCGUCAAUGAAAGAAGCCACAAACAGGCUAAAUAAGAGAUUUAAAGUGACACAGAUCACUGAAGUUUGAGCAGAUUUUGUUUUCAGGCUGGGACAUGCAGGCACAUAAGCACUUGUUUUGGCAUGAGUGAUUUAAUUUAUUUUUUAAUGACAUUAGUUAUUUAUUAUUUGCCAUAACAGUUUGUUUACUUGAUACGCUGUAGCUUCCUUUUAGGUUAUUUAAGCAGUUUCAAUAGACUGUUCACUGAAGCAAUACUUUAUGUGUAACUGUCAGCUUAUGUUAUAAUUAAGGGAUUGACCUUUGUUAGUAAAUGGCUGUGGAUUGUGGGCAUCGUUUCUGGCUUGAUCGAAAGUGAAAUUUGCAGGUCGUACACUAAAAAUGGAGCCAUUCCCCACACAUACCCAUGCAGAGACUCAUUUAGCAGCCAUAACCAAACUGUACAUUUUAACUUCAUAAGCUUUUUGUUGUCACAUUUAAAUUGCAGAAAUCAGGUUCUUUUUGAAGAGCAAGGCUGAUCAUAGUUUCAUAGGAAAUUAUUAAACUCCUGCUGUGCCAACAACUGUCAAUGUAACAAGCUUUUUUUUCUUUUCUUAACAUUUUCUUUAUUCAAAGGGUUAUGAAAUACCACGCCAAAGCACUUAAGCUGUGUAAAUAUGUAACUAAGCAUCAUGGAGUUUCAGUUCCCUAGGUGUAGUUGUGCUGAGACAGUAAUACAUGGGGGUGUGCGAUA